This is a messenger RNA of Octopus sinensis (East Asian common octopus), 8901 nucleotides long. Its product is annotated as serine/threonine-protein phosphatase 6 regulatory ankyrin repeat subunit A. Gene Ontology annotation, biological process: protein localization to ciliary inversin compartment. Lineage: Eukaryota; Metazoa; Mollusca; Cephalopoda; Octopoda; Octopodidae. The record is from RefSeq and is a predicted model, not a curated record. The transcript has 30 exons. Gene Ontology annotation, molecular function: protein binding. Bases 1478 to 4597 code for a protein of 1039 amino acids. Gene Ontology annotation, cellular component: ciliary inversin compartment.
UACCGUCUUGAGUCAAGUAUUUGCAUUUCUAGUUAUUUUACUUAGCUAGCAAGCUAUAUGUCUAUGUAAGAACCCAGAUAUUAUCUAUCAGUGAUAUAUUUAUUUAUUUAUUUAGAGAAACAGUUUGAAAGUAUUUUCAAGAGUGUAAAACAAAAAGCCCCAAGAAAAACUAAAAUUAUUUCUAGUUGUGUGUGUAUGUAUAUAAUGUCCACCACAUUGUGUAAUAUAUGUGAUACAUUAUAAAAGCCUAUUAUGUGUAUAUAUAUUUACGUAUGUGUGCUUCUCUGAUACGAUCUUUCAUGUUCUUUCCUAUCUCUUAACCUUCGUUUUUUUUUUCUUUAUUCCUUGUUACUUUUUAAAAUUUUUGAGGAAGCAUUUUCUACUAGUUACUCUUUCCCUUUCUUAAAGACACACAAAUUUAUAUAUAUAUAUAUAUAUAUAUAGUAUUCCUUCUUUACGAACUACUACAACCACCCUACUCAAUUAACUUAAACUCUAUCUUGAUGCGGACGUCUGCCUACAAAAGCCCGGCUUGGCCGAAUAGGACGGCAGCUUUCUUGUCGCUCUGUUCUUACACUGGAUUAACCUGACAUCUCUUGGCUUUUCUUAAAGAAAAGGUGGCGGAGGAGGAAGAAGAUAGAUAGAACGACCACCGCUGCACUACAUUCACAUCGUAACACCAUAUAUACAUACAUUACACCACACACAUUUACCUAACCAGCUGUAGUCUAUCAAAUAUUAUUAGCACACUGUAUGUAGAAACGUACCAUAGAUUUAGGGAAAGUAAAACGCAAACAUAUAAUUUUAGCUUAAUAUAGAUUGCAAAACAUAUUUAAACAGUAUUAUAAGGUAUAUAUAUGCAUAUCUAUUUUCCGCAGCUCAGCUUACAUGUAUGAAUGCAAUUUACAGACAUCUAUAACGUGUAUAGAGAUAUAUGAAGUUCUAGCAGUAAAAACAGUUACAUCAAUGAACGAUCUCUGCAUAUCGAAUUUAGAUUAAAUAUAUAAGGUUCAUACAUAACACGCAUCUGUGUUUAUAUUUAUAUACUGUCAUAUAGAUAUAUGGUAUACAAGUAUACAUAGCCGUAAUAAUAUUUAAAUACAUAGCAUAUACUCAUAGAAAUAUAAACACACGCUUGUGUGUGUGUAUAUAUAUAUAUACAUACAUAUAGUCUUGUUUCUGUCUAUAUAUGUGUCUGUGUGGAGAAACUACCAACUAUAGACUAUACAAGAAGAAGAAGAAAAAAUCGAGAACACAAUUCGGGAUGUCAAGUGAAACGGUUUAAUUAAAUUAGACCCUCAAAGUCGGACCGCUAUCUGUAAGGUUUCAAAGUUAGUGAGAAACCGAAACUGAGUAUAUAUAUAUUGAAGGGGUGCGAGAGACAGACAGACAGAUAGACACCCGGAAUAGAUUAGGAAGAGUGAAAGAUUAUCAGUCACCACUACAACAUACAGAUUAGUCGGUGAAACUUGUGAUCAUGAUUCUACAACAGUUAUCUGAUGAGCCACCCCUGGUGCAAGCCUGUUUUCACAAGAACCUCGACGAAGUCCGAACUCUCUUGCAGCAAAAGACUGAGGUUAAUUUUCAGGAUGCCGAGAAAAGAAGUCCGCUCCAUGCUGCAGCUUUCUGCGGUGACCCAGAAAUCACCGAGCUAUUGCUCCAGAAUGGGGCACGUGUCAACACAAAGGACAAUCGAUGGCUAACUCCUCUCCACAGAGCUUGCUGUUCGAAAAAUGAUGACGUCGUUGAGUGUCUUCUUAGACAUCAGGCUGAUGUUAAUGCCCGAGAUAAAAAUUGGCAGACUCCUCUCCACGUUGCAGCUGCAAACAAUGCCGUAAAAUGUGCAGAAUACUUGAUUCCCAUGUUAACCAAUGUAAAUGUGUCUGAUCGUGCAGGGCGCACAAGUUUGCAUCAUGCAGCAUUCAAUGGACACAUAAAGAUGUUGCAGCUACUGCUUGAGAAAGGUGCAACAAUAAAUGCUUUCGACAAGAAGGACCGGAGAGCCAUCCACUGGGCAGCGUUCAUGGGACAUGUGGACAUGGUGCAGAUGUUAGUAGAACACAAUGCUGAGAUCAACUGUCGCGACAAACUGAUGUACACUCCACUCCACACGAGCUGUGCAAAUGGGCAGGAAAAUGUCGUCAAGUUGCUCUUGGAAUUGGGUGUAGAGGUUGAUGCUGUGAAUGUCUAUGGCAAUACUCCGCUUCAUGUCGCCUCUCUCAAUGGCAAGGAUCUGGCGGUACGAGAGUUGAUUCUCUACAAUGCAAACAUCAAUUCUGUGAACCACAGAGGCAUGACUCCUUUACACUAUGCUGCUGCAUCAACCCAUGGUGGUAUGUGUCUUGAACUCCUCAUUAAGGCAGGUUCUGAUCCCAAAGUCCAGUGCCAAGAUGGCCGUACACCUCUUCAUAUGACUGCCCUUCAUGGCAGAUUUACUCGGGCACAGACCUUAAUUGAGUAUGGUUGCGAGAUAGAUGCGUGUGAUAAAUACGGUAACACUCCGCUGCACAUUGCUGCAAGAUAUGGUCAUGAACUGAUGAUUAAUACAUUACUGGAAAAUGGAGCUAAUUCUUACAUGCCUGGCUGUAAUGGUAUGGUCCCUAUACAUGUAGCUGCCCUCAAUGGUUAUGUGGACUGUGUGAAGAAAUUGUUUAAUCAUAUGGCUGACUUCGAUAUCAAUAUGCCAGACGAUUGUGGCCGGACUUGUCUACAUGCUGCUGCUGUUAGCGGUAAUGUUGACUGUGUUGAGUUGUUGCUGUCAUACGGUGCCAAUGAAAUGACUUUGGACAAUGAAGGCAGGACGGCUCUCCAUUAUGCUGCAGCACAUGUUCACCAACAGUGUGUGAUGGCUCUUAUUAAUGCAGGCGUUGAUAUCAACCUCCAAGACAAGCAAGGUUGCACAGCCCUACAUUUUGCUUCUGCUGCUGAUGUUGAUGCCAAAGUUGUGGAACUAUUAUUGAAAUAUGAAGCCAAGCCUGGUCUACGGGACCGCAAUGGUUACAACGCUGUACACUACGCGGCACUAAAGGGCCACAAACUUGCUCUGGAAAUGAUCACAUGGACGAUUUGGCAUCUUAAAACUGACAGUUAUCAUUUUGACCCUACUCAACCCACCCGGAUCGAGAACAUACAUUUUAUAUUGCAGAUUCUAGACUCAGCUGCUACAGACCUUCUUCGGACUGGAGCUCCAUAUUCACCUCUUCAUCUGGCAGCCUACAAUGGUCAUGAACAGGCAUUGAACGUUCUGCUGGGUUACAUAAUUAACCUCGACAUCUGUGAUAUGAAUGGUCGCACCAUGUUAGAUCUGGCGUGUUUUCGGGGUCAUACGGAAUGUGUAAAUAUUUUAUUACAAAACCGAGCUGGAAUAGCGGUCCACGAUUCAGUGAUUGGCAGGACCCCCCUUCACAGUGCAGCAUACAAUGGCCACACGGAAUGUCUACGGGUACUGCUACAUGCUGCAGAGGAUAGUUGCAUAGUCGAUUGUACAGAUGACAACGAAAGAACACCGUUGAUGUUAGCUGUUGCCAAUGGCCACGUAGAUGCUGUGUUAAAUCUCAUCACAUCAGGUGCUAUAGUAAACAACAAAGACAUCCAUGGACGGACGGCGUUACACAGAGGGGCAGCUAAUGGUCACGAGGAAUGUGUUGAUGCAUUACUGCACAAUGGUGCAGAAAUCACUGCCAAAGACAUCAAAGGACGCACACCUCUUCAUUUUGCUGCGAUGUGUGGACAUGUGGGCAUCCUAGGUACAUUAUUACAGAUUGGAAUUAUGGGAGACCAAGAAGACAAUAAAGGUUUCACACCACUCCAUUGGGCCUGCUACAAUGGACAUGACAGUUGUAUAGAACUUCUACUUGAACAUAAGAUGACACAGAGCAAAACCUUAUUUACUCCCCUUCAUUGUGCUGUCAUAAAUGGUAAUGAAUCUUGUGUGGAAAUUUUGAUAGAAAAGUUGGGAGACGAUAUUGUGAAAGCGACAGAUUCCAAGGGCAGAACACCGUUACAUGCGGCUGCGUUUGGUAACCAUUAUGAAUGCAUGCAGAUAUUGUUGAACCACGGUGCUGAUUGCAACUGUUCUGAUCGGAUGGGACGGACACCGAUAACACUAGCUGCAGCCAACGGUCACUCAACGGUAGUAGAACUGCUGUUGGAAAACGGUGCUGAUCUGUCUUUGGUGGACGAUGACAAAAAUACCCCCCUCCACCAUGCUUGUAUAAAUCACCAUGCCCAUGUUGCUAUGCAACUGUUAAAGAAAAUAAAUGACUCCACGACUGUAAAUAUUGCCAACUCUGAACUGAAAAUACCUUUACACAUUGCUGCCCGGAAUGGGUUAGUGGCCAUUGUUAGAGAAUUACUAUUGAAAGGUUCCAGUGUGAUGGCAUUAGACGAAAGUGGUUACACCCCAGCUUUGGCCUGUGCUCCAAACAGCCAGGUGGCAGACUGUCUCUCCAUUAUCCUCAACCACAUGAUGCCUUUCCACAACAAUUCUACGUACAGAAUCAACCGUUCCAGUCUAGAGAAUUCACCCUCCGGUGAUGAUGAUGAUGACGUUGAUGAUGAACAUCUGAAACCAAUUGCUUCCAAGGACUGCUGGUAGCGCCGACAGCCUUGGAGAGAUGCUAAAUGAUGGACGAGAUCAAUCCUACCAAAGUUCGGACUCUGAGUUCUACUGACCAAUCAUUUCUUUUUUUUUUUUUUCUUCUAAAUCUGCAAUUUUUUCCUGGAGUGGGUGGGGUGGGGGUCUCAUUUUUUUUCCUUUUUGGGGGGAUUAAAAAUCUACUCUUUGUGUUCAUCUCAACACCAACAAUAACAACAAUAUCCUUGCACUUCCUUGCCCCACAUUUUGUUGUUAUAAUUUUUGCCUCAAUUUUAAACAGAUGGAUACUAAAAUGAAAUAAAACUGCUGUUAGUGAAUCCCUAUUGUUAACAAGAACUACAUUGUCAAUAAGAAGUGGCAGCAGCAAUAACAACAACAGUGCCCUUUACCAAAUGGAAAAUGAGAGAGAGGGAGAGUUCCAGUUGCACUGAACAUAAGAGAAAUCUUCCCUACCCACAUCUUAUUACUUCCUCUUCUAACAUUUAUGUUUCAGUGGUGAUUAAUAACUAAGGAUGAUACCAUAGUGGGGUGUGUGUGUGUGUAUGUACAUGUGUAUGCAUACACAUAUAUACAUAUACUUUAUUUGUGGGUUAAGAAGACUAAUAGUUAUUAACCCACAAAUAAUGAAUAUUUGUCCACCAAUGCAGUGUUGUGCACUCAUUUUCAUUGUUUGAAAUUAGCAUAUAUAUAAUAAUAAUAAUAAUAUAGAUCCAUACUCACACAGACACUACCUCAAUAACACUAUGUAACUUAUACUGCUUUCUGUCUUCAGGAACUCUUUUAUAAUAAAGCAGCCAUGUCUGGUGCAGAUAUAUACAUGGUUCUCGCCCUAACUAACCUUUACAUUCACACCAAUCAUGUGUUGUUCCUCUUUACUGCUAGAGCAGGAAAUAUGGGAUAAGAGCCACAACACAUGGGAGUUUUUGUUUUUUUUUCUCUCCCCAGAUUAAAGCUAGUAUAAGAUGCAAGGUUGCAGCUUUGUGUGCACAAAUAUGCAUAGCAAUAUAUACAAGUUUAUGCAAUUGUAUAUAUGUAUACAUAGGAUACACAUUAAUGAAUGUUUAAAUAUAAAGCAAGAGAAAGAGAGGUAGCCAUAAUUUUUGUGUAUGUGUGUAUGUAGGUUUUUAUAAGUAUGUAGAUAUAUUUAUGUGUGAGUUUGUUCAUAUGGGACCUCAUUGAAUCUACUGUUUAAGUGGAUGUUGUGAUGUGUAUUAUUGGUGGAAGGAAGUGGGUGUUCUUAGAUAAUUUAGCUGAAAAUAUGGUUUAAUAAGUAUUUAUUUGAACAGCGGUAUUUCCUCAUUGAGAAUACUGAUGGCCCAAGUUGACAGUGGUACAGGGACAACCAUCCAAAAAGAGCUAGCAGUUUAUAUCCUACCGUUUCUCUUGCAUUGUGUCCAUAGCCAACUCAUGUAACUGUUAACAAUGUGUAUAGUCUAUUGUGUCAUGAGGCAGCUGGAACACAGUAAUAUUGGAGAAUGUUUCAACUGCUUGCAGCACCCAAUUCAUCAAGAACACAUCUAGGAUCUAGAGAAUGUAAGGUUGUCUCCCCUUGGUAAAGGCUGCAAGCUCCAUUGUGAUGACUUAGAGUACUGUGAUACAAACUUGUGGCUCUUUGGUUCACGUCUGCUGCAGGGAUUUUAUUUUAUUUUUUUCUUUCCAUUGCUUCUUCACAAACUUCACAAUAUUCUACAUAGUUCACUUAAGCUGUUGUCAUUUGAAUGUUACUUUCCAAACAUUGGUGUCCUGACCAAGGGAUAUUUACUACAUCUUACAUAAUACUUAAAAAACUUCAGCUGGCUGAAUAGAUAAGGUACAGAACUACCAGACCAUAGUGAAUUGAAAUCCAAUUGAAGUGUUUCAGUAGGUUUCUAAACACUUCUACAUUACCACUCUUCACACCUACCUAAAGAAAGGAGCUUAUACAUGGAGAUUAAACUUGCUAUAAAUACCAGCCACAUUUUCCCACAAAUCAUUCUCUACACAUCAAAUUAGAUGUCUAUAUAAGAUAAUGCAGUCCUUGGUAUAUUAUGUUUUAAAAACAGACAGAAUGCUACAGCUGGACUGUUUUUGAGAAGUCUACUCACUUAAAGAUAACUGUGGCUGCUAAACCCCUACCAUCAAACUGUCAAUAGGAAUAGGUAUCUUGUCCAGGUUAAGAUUUAUCUCAUUUGCUUCAUGUUACAAAUCUAGCACCACAGUUGGAGAAGAAGAAGACCUUUACCUUUGGUUUUUCACUUUAUAUUUAAGCUGUCAACAAUUAUUGAACCUUAGGUGAGACUCACAAUGGAGUACUGCUAUAUCUGUGAGGAUGUCAUUGUUAGAGAUGCAGAUAUCCUAGAGCAUUUGACUGAAUUAUGAAGUCACUCACAGAUAUGCUCCAACCUCAAGCCCACAGACAUGCCAUCUGUGUGUGUGUCUCUCUUUCUCUCUCACUUUCUACCACUGCUUCUACAGUAAUCUCUGCUCUUUGGAUUUGGCUGGUCUCAUGCUACCACCACUCUAACACUCUACUAACUCAUCUCUCCUCUUAUCACUCCCACACUUGACACUGUGUCCAGUCUUUCCUCCCCAGAACGCACAUGUCUUUCCUGCAGUCUAUGUGGAAUGUUAACAGCAUCAAUCUCAAAUGACUCAGAGUGCCUGUGGGGGCAGGCCAUGAGUACUAACCCUUCAUCCAGAGCUAGCAAAGAAGAAAAAUACCUUUUAUACUGUUUUUAGGUGUGCAUAAUUAUGGGAUGUGGAACUUCUGCAAUUAUUUAUUGACCCAGUGAAUAAGGAUUUUAGCUCCAAUAUCUCCUUCACCUCCCAUAAAUUUGUAUAUGUAUGUUGUAUAUAUGUCAUCCAUAUAUAAUAAUUGAAUAACUGCCGACAACUACAUCAAUAACAAAACUGAAAAACAUGUCCCCUUUCCCUGCUUACUGAAGCUGGUGAUUAAAAAUACAUAUAUAUAUAUCUCAGUGGUAAUACAAAAUUUAAUUAAAAGUAUAAAAUAUAAUUUUAAAUGCCUUCCUCCCCAGAUACCUGGAAAAAUAAAACCUGUGAUAGAGAAUGCUUGAUUUUAUUGCUGGGGAGGUCUAGAGUCAUUCCUUUCUCUCUCCUCCCACCAUAUCCACCACCUCAACUCUCGUUGCCCAUUCCUUUGCUAAGUAUCUGUUCCCUCUCAUCCAUUGUCAUUGCUGUCUAUUCAAAGAAACUAGCUUCCAGUUGGUAUCACAGGGACAUUUUUUGCUGUGUCAGCUGGGCUUUGUGUUGCUACAUUUGUCACUGCUUUCUGCCUGUUCAACAGCUAUUUAUGUGAUUGACUGUCAAUUGUACCAGACACAAAGUUGUGGUACAACUAACAGUCUCAUAUGUUAACAACGGUGAAAACACUACUGAGUUUAAAUGGCCUCCUGGAACAAUGUUCAGUGGGUACACACAUACACACUGUAUUGAAGGUCUGUGCUAAGAGUUCAAAACCUCCUUGAUAUAGCUAGGACAUUGUCCUAUUGGUAUAUACAGAACAAUGGUUCUUACUGUCAUGUGCCAUUACAUCUAUAUUCUUCCUUCUCACCCCACUCGGCAAACAUACACAUACUACGUAUGUAGAAUACUUUUCAGGAGGCCAUGUGUCAUGUGAUAUAAAAUUUUUAAUUUUUUUGUUUCAUUUUUUUUUUUUCGGGAUACUUUUUUAAAAAACAAAUUUGCAGAUUUUGGGGAGGGUUAUCUUAAAAUAUUGCUGUGAAUCCCUCAUAUUAAAAGAAAACCAAUUGACUGUCAAUGACUGAAGAUAUUCAAAUCUUUUUUUUUUAAAAAACCUGUUUGCCGAAAGGUUAAACUUAGGGAUUUCAUUGGUUUUUUUCUUUUUUUUUAAAAACUCUGAUGGAACUUAUCAAAAGUCUAUUUAAAAACAAAUCUAAGAAACAGAACAAAACUACUUUCCCAACUUUUGGAUAUCAAAAAUUCUUUUUUUCUCUUUUUUUUUAAAGGAGGGGUGGGAAUCGUGGACAGUCUGUCAUCUGUUGUCAAUCAAUGGUCUUCUUCUCUCUUGGAGAGCCGUUCAUUCCAGUUUGACAUGUCCAGUCAAUCACAGUUCUUCUAUGAUCUUGGCUGUCAAACAUAAAUACAUUGUCGGAAUUUUUCAUCUACUCAAAAAAAAAAAAAAAUAUUCAUAGUUUAUUAUUAAUAGUAAAGCGGAGACUAAGGGGAACAUUUCAAACAAACGUUACUUCACCCUUUUUUUUUUCCCCAAAUAAUAAUUAUUUUGUCCUUACUCCCACCCCAUUCCCCAUAUAACUGCGAUUUUCUUUGUUGAAAGAAUAAAA